Messenger RNA from Rhizophagus irregularis DAOM 181602=DAOM 197198, 1596 nucleotides. RefSeq lists its product as uncharacterized. Lineage: Eukaryota; Fungi; Glomeromycota; Glomeromycetes; Glomerales; Glomeraceae. Gene Ontology annotation, biological process: maturation of SSU-rRNA. Gene Ontology annotation, cellular component: cytoplasm. The record is from RefSeq and is a predicted model, not a curated record.
AAAAAAAAAAAAAAAUGGAUACUUCAAAAUCUAAACCAAAUAGAUCAAAAAAUAAAUCAAAAUCCAAAAAAAAGCAGUCAACUAUUGAUAAAAUUAAUUCAAUAACAACAUCAUCUAAUUCUUCAAAUAAAUCAUUAAUUGAUAAGAAAAAAUCAUCUCAAAAUAAAAAUAUUCCUUCAAAAGAAUUUAUAACACAAACUUCCACCUCAAUUUUAUUAGGAUUUCCUGAUGGUAAUAUAUCAACAAAAGAAGAUAAUGAUCCUUAUAUAACAAAAAUUGGUGGAAAACCGAAUUGGUUAAUCGAAUCAUAUCCUUUAUCACACGAUUUUAUUAUUUGUAAAAAUUGUGAUAAAGAUAUGUUUUUAUUGUUUCAAGGUUAUGUACCUUUGGAUGAUUCCAUUUAUGAUAGGGUGAUAUAUAUCUUUGGAUGUAAUCAGCAAAAAUGCGUUAAUAAAAGUGGAAGUUUUCGUGUAUUUCGAGCACAUCGAAAAGAUGAAGAAUAUGAAAGAUAUCAACAAGAACGGGCAAAUAAACAUCAAUCAAGAGACAACAGUAAUAAUUCUUCAAUCCGAUCAUCGAAUGUUAUAAAUGGAGGAUUGGGUAACAUGUUAUUCGGAGUUGCAGAUUUUGAUAAUAUAGAUGAAAUGGAUGAUAUGCAGAUUUCGGAGAAUGAUAUUAUAUCAAGUAAAGAGGAACAAGUUGACGAAGACGAAGAUGAUCAUGAUGAUGAUCAUGAUGACGAUGAAUGGCCUGAACUAGGUAUUAAUAAUAAAAUGUCAAGUACUACAACGUGGCAAUCUUCAUGGAGUCAGAUUAUUUCUGAUGCAGAAAAAGCACGAAAUGAAAAGGAUCAAAUUAAAGAUCAAGUUUCAAGUAAACAUGAUAAUGAUGAUAAUAUGUCACAAAUAAGUGUUGAUAUGUCUACGUUAACAUUGAAUACAUGUUGGCCCGAGAAUAUUAAAUCAUUUCCAGCACAAUACUUAUAUAUUACUGAAGAAGUAUUGAAAGAAAAAAAUGAUGAUAUUCCUGCAAAUUAUUUGUCAUAUGAAGAAGUCGAAGACAAUUUUGAUUGGAUUGGAGAGAAAUAUGAAAAGCCAAUCUUACCAAAAGGUUAUGACAAAACCUUUAAAAAAUUUUCUGAUCGUGUAGCAGAAUGGCCUGAUCAGUGUGUGAGGUAUCAAUUUGAUGGACAACCGUUAUUAUAUACACAUAAUGAUGUAACUGCAAAACUCCUACUUGAUAAUUGUAAUGAUGAAAUCACAUCAUCAAAAUUACCAGUUUGUCAUUGGUGUAAGUCAAGUCGAGUUUUUGAGUUACAAUUAAUGCCGAGUAUGUUAACUACAUUAUCUACUAGUUCUUUUAUUGAAGAAAAUGAAAUUAAUUCUGAUAAGAAAAAUAAGAAAAAUAAGAAAAAUGAUAAUUCAAUAUUUAAUCUUGGUAUGGAAUGGGGAACUAUUAUGGUAUUUACUUGUAAGAAUGAUUGUGAGAUGAAUGAUGUUGGAUUUAAUGAAGUUUCUUAUUAUGAAGAAGUUGUUUUGGUUCAAAAUGAACAAUAAUUUCAAAGAGAUUUUAUGCAGUUAAUUUUAAAGCAUUACA